AUGACUAAAUUAUGUGUCCAGACGACGACCAAAUCUUACACAUCCCUCUUAUUGAAGAAGUUGGGGGCUAUAUCGGCGAGACCAACCCCCGUCCAGAGGGUGAGAUUGACUAUGCUUUUUUUCUUUCAACCGUUAGUAAGAACAAUAACCAUCCUGGAUUGGCGAUGUCGUAUGUCCGAAGUGGAGAGAACAAUACGCAACCCUUCAGUUGGCCCCUUUCCGGCGAGUCCCCUUGAAAAAAUAGGCGGCCUGUUGAGUGGUGGCCUUAGCCGAGGGUCUCUACAGAUUAGCGCAGGAGCAGCUCGACGUAACACGGAAAUAGCGGACGGGCCUGACUUUUGUCCCUCGUCAUCGCUUCCUCAUCAUCUUGCAGUCUGUACUGGAGCCGUUGCCGUCACUAGAAUUCUUGGCGUGGUGCUAGCAGCUAAGUGGUUCGGGCUCCGAUUUACUUAG
Molecule: messenger RNA, 453 nt
Organism: Saccharomyces eubayanus
Lineage: Eukaryota; Fungi; Ascomycota; Saccharomycetes; Saccharomycetales; Saccharomycetaceae
Exons: 1
Coding region: 1-453 (150 amino acids)
Source: RefSeq, a predicted model, not a curated record